AUGUCCCAUACAUCAGUGUCGACCUACGAAAUCGACUUCUGGAAAUUUGUCAGUUGCUCUCAAUGCCAUUUGCCAUUUCCUGCAAAGGCUGGGGCCCCUUCUGUCCCAUUUUGGCUUGCAGAAUGUGGAUAUGUAAUAUGCAAUAACCAUCUCAAUGCUGACCAGAGCUGUGCUCAAUGUGCGGAGCAGGGCAUUCAGUUGAUGCCUUUGCAACGGGAUAUGGAGCUGCCCAUGUUGGACUGGUUCAGAUCAGCACCUUCAGCACUGGAUAGCAUCACCUUUGCCACCAGAUUCCAGAUGGAUACGCUCGCUUCGCUUGUCCAACAUUAUAAGGAGAAGUCUAGCCAUCAAAAAUCACUUUUGACACAGCUCAUGAAAGAACACAACAAUCUGAGAAGGUACCACUCAUGCAUGACGGUUGAGGACCUACAGACAGAGAAUGAGCAGUUACGACAUUCUGCUCAAUAUGAGCAUGGGACAUCUUCAGAUAUCAGAAAUGACAACGGAAAGCGGCAGAUGCUCGACAGCCACCACCUUUGGGUCACUUAUCGCAGCAGCCAUCCAAAUGGAGCUGAAACUCGCUCGAGUCCAUUGUCCAUCAUUGGUCGUUACCGACUCACUCUUCCACCGGACCACCAGCAGCCUACCUGUCACAGUUUUACCUGA
Laetiporus sulphureus 93-53 is the source of this 666-nucleotide messenger RNA. RefSeq lists its product as uncharacterized. The record is from RefSeq and is a predicted model, not a curated record. The transcript has 6 exons. The coding region runs from base 1 to 666 and encodes 221 amino acids. NCBI's taxonomy places the organism in Eukaryota, Fungi, Basidiomycota, Agaricomycetes, Polyporales, Laetiporaceae.